Messenger RNA from Brienomyrus brachyistius, 1196 nucleotides. RefSeq lists its product as uncharacterized. Bases 120 to 1157 code for a protein of 345 amino acids. The transcript has 2 exons. NCBI's taxonomy places the organism in Eukaryota, Metazoa, Chordata, Actinopteri, Osteoglossiformes, Mormyridae. The record is from RefSeq and is a predicted model, not a curated record.
UAUGCUGUGGCUUAUACUCAAAUUCAAAAAAUAACAUUUCCAGCGUGACGUCAGAGUUCUAGAAUCUUUAUAAAAAGCCAGUCGGCAAUUCAUUCUAUCAAGCUGAUGAUCAGUCUGACAUGUUCAAGGUCUCCUUAACACGACAGAUGGAUUCUCAGCACAAUUCUCAAAUUUACGGCUUAUAUCAUUCUUACCAAGCAAACGUAAUUGAAGGAGUGGACAGGGCACCCAUGUUCCUCCACUACCUUGAUGGUCCCUGCAUAUAUUCUGCUGGGGGAAUGCUGGCCGCCCCUGGGCCAAGCAUGUCAUCAGUCCCUGGACCUGUGGGACUGCAAAUGGCGACACCUACUCCAGUGUGGAGCGUUUGGCCCCAGCAAGGGAGCGAGGCUCCGGUUCCACCUCUGCUACCAAGCAGCAACCCUUUGGCGACGGAACCACCCAAGAUGGGCAAACGGCGUCGCCAAAAAUACAGAAAUCCAAACAGCUUCAGCGCAAAAUACAAAAGGCUGAUGGAUGUCACGUACGGGACGGCAGAAUAUUGGUCCCUGGACAGUAGUUUAGAUUCCGCCAAUACUGAAAAUUCCUCUAUGGCAACCUGCACCAGAUGUGGGGUAAAGAGAAAGAGGUGCAGGGAUGCAGAGGCCCAGAGUCAGGGCAGAGAGGAAAAUGGUGGUCAGGGUGGAAUCGAGGAGGUGGAAAGAGCCGCCAAGCAAAGCAGGCAGAUGGCUGCAGAUAUCCAGGCUAGCAGGCCAUCUGAGUUCCUGAACCAUCCAGUGCCAGGAAGCUAUACAGAGCAGCACGGAUGGAAUGCUGUUCCCUCCCUUGCGGAACACACCUGGAACCUGGGGUACCUGGAGUUGCUGAACAACAUCCUCCAGCAUGAUGAGACAGCAGUCCCUGCUCCAACAACAGACUGGCCUGUUGACAAGUUUAAGGGAUGUGACCUGGACCAGGACCCAAACUUAAGUAGUUGGAAAAUCGCCAGAAAAAGUCAAGCACCCGCCAAUGUACUGGAAGUCCAGGACGUCAAAAAGAGCCAGGAAAUAUUGAUGGAGCCCCAGUACCAGGUGCAGCAAGAGAACAAUGGGAAUGAACUUGACCCCGAAGACUUCAUACUGCAGCAGAUCCUGGAGGACCUUUUCAAGGGUUGUAAAUAGUGUGGGAGCAUUCGUAAAUAAAAUUUUAGUAGCAUAUAA